GGCUACAUUUAUACGCAGGUCAUGGUGUGUAAAGUUGCAAGUUUCGUCCGCCAAGCCAUGAAAGCAGUUUGCAUCCAUAAAUUUGGAGGUCCCGAGGUUCUUCAGCUGGAAACGACACCUGUCCCCGCUCCGGGCGACGAUGAAGUGCUGAUCCGCAUCCAUGCGGCCGGCAUCAACCCGGUGGACACUUACAUCAGAGCUGGCAGUCACGUGUUGACUCCACCCCUCCCGGCGGUGCUGGGAUUUGACGUGGCCGGGGUCGUGCAGCAAGUGGGUGACAGUGUCACGAAAUUUAAGGAAGGAGACAGAGUGUUUGGGGGACUGUCAAAAUGUGGCGGUUAUGCAGAGUACGCAGUUUCCAACGUGAAGAAACUUUACCCACUGUCUGAGAACCUUUCCUUCAGUCAGGGGGCGGCGCUCCACACGCCCUACUUCACGGCUUAUCGUGCCCUCGUCACCAAAUGCUGUCCAAAGGAAGGAGAGACUGUGCUGGUGCACGGUGCAAGUGGAGGGGUGGGGAUGGCAGCUGUGCAGAUUGCCAAGUCUUUAGGGCUGACUGUAGUGGGCACAGCAGGCUCAACAGAAGGCAUGGAACUUGUGAAGAAGCUUGGUGCAGACCACGUGUUUAACCACAGGGAAAAGGGUUACCUGAACAAUGCUGUGGCAGCAGUGAAUUGUCGUGGAUUUGAUGUGGUGAUUGAGAAUUUGGCCAAUGUGAAUCUUGGAGCAGACUUCACAGUUCUAAAUCACAAUGGUAGGAUUGCGGUUGUUGGCUCACGAGGAACAGUUGAAGUCAAUCCUCGCUCGCUGAUGAUUACGGAAGGCAGCGUGCAUGGUGUGAUGCUCAGCCAGUCCACAGAGUGAAAUUGUUACUGGAUUUAUGUCUGGUAAUAAUUCGCACAAGAACACCAUAGAUUCCUCAUUUGCAGUUGCAGUGUUGCAAGGCUGAGAAAAGUGGAGCAUAGCUGAUGCAAAAAAGUUUAUCUGAUUCUCCAACUGAGAUUGUACAUGUAAUUUAUAGUUGGUUAGGUAGGUACUUCACUAGUGUAUAGUUGAACUUUAGGCAAUGUAGUUUUAAUCUUUUUUUUGUAAUCAUGGCAAUUUUUUUUUUUUUUGCUGACUGCAGCCAUUAGAUUUUAGAAGCGUAAACACGGUGAAAUGUGAGGAAAAGAUGUGAAAAUAUUUUGUCAUUCUUGUUUGAUGGACAGAAAUGACUUUUGACUAGAAUAUACAGUGCCAUUUGUACUGUUAACAGAACUGAAGACAACCACUGUUAGCUUUUUACCAUUCAGAUUACUGUAAUGAGGCUUUUUUUUUUCUCAACUGUGUGAUGCAGCAUGAGUAAGUAGCAUAGUACUAAAUGCAGAAAAAGUAGACAGGCUAGAAGAUCAUGCUUCCUGUUUUUAUGAUGAACUUAUGUUGUAGAUAAAAUGCUUAUUUUUGUUAAUUUUUGGGGUUGAGUGGUGUGAUGAAGUUUGAAGAAAACAGUUAUAGUUUUUUUUGCAUGUGACAUUAAUAACAAUAGGUAGCAGAACAGGUUUGAGCAUAUAAUGAAUAUUUAGCAUAUUUUUUUAUUUAUUGUCAAGAAAUUUAAAAAUUUUUGCCUGCUACAUAAAUCAGUGUACGUACUUCUUAUCAGGUCAUCAGUAGCAAAAGAUCAUUUUUUUUUACCAUUACCAAAGAAAUGACUUACCAGUUAUGAUCAGUUGGCACUUUUUUAGACAUGUUAUAUCCCAUUAAGACUUUGUUUUGUUCUGAUUCCUUUAGUUAUAAUUCAUCACCCAUUUUUUUUAGUGAUUUUAUAAUUAUGUAAUGUAUUAAAUAACAUAAACUCACAACAAUGUAUGUAUGUAGUAGUAAAAUGUUUUCUUGAAUAUUUGGGAUUUUUAACUUAAAUCUAGCUUCUAGGUUGCACCCCUGUAUUUUAAUCUUCUGUAUCUUAUUGUGGAAGUCAUAUGAUAUUUCAUCAAUAGUGGUAGCAACUUUGUUAUAUUUGUAAUUAGUUACUUUUGUUAUUUCUAGAAUUUUUUAACCUUCAUUUGCAACCAAUAGUUGUCCUUUUUCUUGAUAAGUACGUAAGUGCAAAACUAAGAUAGCUAAGUAAAAUUCAAUGACUUUUUGUAGAAAAAUAAUUAUUGUAAAGAAGUGUUGUAUGGUUGAAUGUAAUGAAAUCAGUAACCUAAGAUUGUUCACAAAAUAACAGUAUAAUCAACUAGCUGUUAAAACAAGUUGAGAUACUCCACCUUAAGGCUGCAAGUGCUUAAGUUAUUAAUAAUAAUUUGAUAUGCAUGAAUGUUUUACAAAGAUUGCCAUGCAAUGUGUAUUCACGUGUUUGUAAUAUACAGCACAAUAUUAAAACUUAAUAAUUGUCAUGAACAGAUAGCUUAGUUAUUUUUACGUGAUGUUUAUUGUGCAUUGCUUUCAGUUCUUUAAACAGUCUUACUGUAAAAAAAAAGUAUUGUGUCAAUUCUGAUUCUGGAAUCCACAUAUUCACAGUCCUAUGGUUUUGGCUAACAGUAGAAAUUGGGGAUUUAAUGUUAUUUUAAUAGGGAUUAUGAAAUUAAUUCAUCAAUUCAUUCAAUUGAGAUUUCUUUUAAAUAAAUUUGGUUAUUUCCAAUAUUUACAAUUUUUUAAUUAAGUUAAAUUAAUAAUUGCUAAUUUAUCAGGGUAUGUAAUUGGUAUAUUUUUUUAAGUGAGUGGUUUGUGCUGUUUAUUUUUAAACCUUUUUUCAAUAUUAAAAAUUUAUGUAUACUCAAAUCGUGCGUGCCUUUAUUAUGAAGGACAUUUUGUUACAUUAUGUCUUGACGUGAGUGUUUAAAAGUGUCAGCUAGAGUUUGUUUAUUUGUUUGGCUGUUGACUUUUCCAGUUUAAAAUAUAGUUUUUUUUUUUUAAUAUUGAGCAGAUCUAUUCAAAGAAAAGUCUUGCACAUUAAGUGAGAACCACGUAAAUAACCUCAUGUUUGCAGAAAAUCUACCAAAUACCACAUCAUUAAAUUGGUGUGUUAAAUUUUUUGGAGCAUAUGUGGCGUUUAAUGUGAAGGCCUGCUAGCCAAUAUUGGUGUCUAUGGGAUCAGUUGUUUCAAAAUCAGCAGAAGUCUUGGGGAAACCAUUACAUGUGUUGUGCCAUAAUUUCUGUUUCUUGCAAGCUUUUAUACAGCAAGUUUUUUUUCUAUUCACCUUUGGACACUUUCCCUUCUUUAAUAAUCAAAAAAAAAAAAAAUGAAGAUUAUUUACAAGGCUGUGGGAAAAUAAUGAUGAGGAACAGAUAAAGCAGGGUACAAGUUAGAAAAAAAGAUAAUAAAUUGGAAGAAAUACUGGAGAUAUUUGUGUGUAGGAAUUGAUGUUAAAGGAUGAUCAUUUAGGAAAUUCUGGUUUCCUGCUAAUGUAAAUCGGUUUUUGUAGACAAUGAACGUGUAGUGUUUGGUUGUAAGACAUUGUAAGCUUUGUACAGCAUGUUGUUUGUUUAUUUGUAUGUGGAUAAAUUCCAUGUAGUGUAUGUUUUCUUAAAUUUUUUGUAGCAAUGUGUAUAACUUAGAAAUUAUUAUUUUUUUCCAGAAAUGAUACAUUUAAUUGUACAUUAAAAAAAAUAUGUAUUUACUUUUUUGUGUCGUUGGUUGAGUGGGUCAUAGAUACCACAAUUAUUGUGUUCAGUAUAUGUUUAUAGCCUGAAUUCAAUGGCAAUGGAAAUGUGUUUUUGCAAGUUGUACAACAUCAGAAAAUUAGUGAAAGUAGAAUUUAAUGUACAUAUUGGCUUGCUACACAGUAUAUGAUUAGCAUAGGUUGUGAAGGCAAAUUUUUUUUCUUCUGCAUGUAGAAUAGUCCAAAAAAUAUUAUUUUGCUAACCUAUUUUAUCAUUGUCAUUAAAACAGCUAAGAAUCAGUGGCUAAAACACAGGGGAGAUGGGGGAUGCAUCUCCCCCUUAAAUUCUAAGAAAUUAUAAAAAAAUCUUAUCAUUCCCACCAACAAAAGGAAAGAAUUUGCAAUCAGGCAAAGAGGUUCUUCCCCUCCCUGUUCCUCCCAAAAUGAAAUUCUGCAUGCACUCCUGUUAAGAAUAUUUCACCUACCAACUGUUAAUUAUUGUGGAUAUAUGAAUGUUGUGAUGAGAUGAAAUGUGUGUUGAGUAUAGGUUUUAGUGCAGCUGUGGUUUUGACAUGUGUCCAAUUUAUUCUUAUUUAUGUUAAAAUUUAAAUUUAGUAAUUUUGUCUUGCAGGAAAGGUAACCCAGUGAUUAAAAUGAUUGGUUUUUAUUUUAAAAGAAGUAUUGCAUUCUGUCUCUCUCUCUCUCUCUCUCUCUCUCUCGCUCUCGCUCUACAUCUCGCACAAUUCCGAGAGAAAUUAACCUUACUAAUUAUUUUAAUAUCAGUUUAAUCUGUUGCCAGCUGUUCAUAAUUACAAGUUAGGGUUUUUGCUGUUUUGUGCAAUCAAAAAUAAUGUUUGUUGAAUGAAGUCUCAGUUUGAUUGUGAAUUGUAUACAUAAAGUAUAGGCCAUUACUGAGAUUGGUUUUUAAACCAUUUUGUCAUGUGUGGCAAAAAUAAUUAUUAUGUAUUUUGUGUAAAACCAUGUAAAAAUAAAAGGUGCUUUAUUGAAAUGUCGUGAUGCCUCGGUACAUAAUAUAUUUGGUGUGGUUGUAUUUGUAUACAUUUUAUGCUAAAAAGUAAUGUGAAAAAGAAGUGUAAAUAGUUUUGAGAAAAUUGAACAAAUUUUUUUGAUGCCUACUUGGUUAUUAUUUUUAUAUGACUGAAUUCUUUGGAGGUUUUUAUAUAGUUGUUACCUAUAUAUUGAAACUCAUUUUAGAUGUUUGAUUUUGGUAUUUACAUGUGAGUUUUGUAGUUGUAAAGUAGGGUGGUACUGAUAUGGAAGUGCACUUGUUUGAAUAAACAAGAUAUAGAAUAAUCAAUCAUCGGCAAACCAUGACUUGCAGAUAAACCUACAUCUAUGUGAACCUUAUUCAUAUUAAAUUGUCUAGAUUUGGAAACAUAUUGCAAAUUAGAACAUAUUAUACAGCUUCAAUUUGCUGCUAAGUUUUGCAAAAUAUAAAGUUAUACAUACUACAAUUAACUGUGAUUUUUUUAAAUAAUACUUUCGAAAUUUUAAAUUCUGGUAGCAUUGAUUUCAGAAAAUAUUUUUUCAGACAUGGGCAAAGAUAUGUAGUAUUCCCGGGCCCGCAGAAUGUUUUAUUGUUCCCAUUUCACAGUUAUGAUUAUGCAAGCGCAAGCGGGCCCCCUCAGAGAGGAGCGUUUUGAUUCCCGGCCCCGCUUCCCCUCCUCAGGAUCUACGCCCAUGUUUCCAUGUACUGCCAUUUUGAUAGCUCUUUGAGAAUACAUAAUUUAAACAGUUGGUAGCACAAUAAGUAGAGACAAGAUUUUAAGGUUGUAAUUAUUGGUCAAUUUCAUCUUUCAAACUGAAGAUAUAGGGAUUAUUGUUUUUAUUUAUUAUAAACUCUGUUUAUUCAUAAAGAUAGCACCUAUUUAUACAAAUACGACAUUUACAUGUUCAAUGAUACUUCACCAACACAUUGCCAUUUUGACUGAUACAUGACACAUUUUUACAGCAUAAUCAUUCGUAAUAAGUAUGUCUAACUACCGGGAACAAUAAAAAUAAAUCAGCAACUAUAUGUGUGUUUGAAAAAUGUACCAAUGUCGUAUUGUAACAAUUAGUUGCUAAUAAAUAUAUAUAAAACACUAAUUUUUUACAAUCCUUUUAGUACAUUAUGUUUUGAAACUAACUUCAUGCUAAGUUAUUUACAUUCAUUGAAUUUGAUAUAGUAAAAGAUGACUUUUUUUUAAAAUCUGAGUUGAGUUUGAAAUAAUUUUCUAAUUAAUUUCAUUAUUUUUUUUGUAUCUCAUGCGUUUUGGUGUUAUAUGGUGUAUUGACAUGCUUUUCGGUGUUAUUUCGGUUUUAUCACAAUUCACCCUAUAAUCUUGUCCCUAACAAUCGGUAAUCAAUAUAUCAAUGUUGGUACUUCCCUACUAGAAAGAACACUAUAUAUGUACUUGUAUUUUUGCAGUUUGUGUAUAAUUUUGUUGAGUAAUUUCAAGCUUGCCAAUAUCUGUCUUUUUGUGUAUUAGAAUAUAAAAUAUCAAUUUUAAUCUAGUCCUUACAAUUUAAUGACAGAUCUUACACUUCAGCAGAACAUUAAAUGUUUAGCUGUGGAGAAUUUUAUUUGAAAGUAAUUUUUAUUGUCUUUUUUUGCAAGUACUACUACUUGAGAAUACUCUACUUGUAUUCCUUUUUAUUUCUAAAAUUAAAUUUGGUAAUGUAAUAUUAAUUAGUUUUUCAUGAAGCACAAAAAAUUAUCACUAAACCUUAAUGAAAGUCUUUAUCUUUUCUUGUUUGGGGUGGAAGUACUGCAUGUUUAUUUAUUUCCUGCAAAUAAUUUUUCAAGUGCUUUAAACAGGCCUUAUUUUAUGAUUGGAAUUCUACCAUUAACAUGAAAGGAAAUUUUUUGAAACAAAAUACAAUGAACAGUUUGUAGCUUUAAUUUUGAAUGUUAAUUUUAUUUCAGUUCCAAAACUUAACAGAUCUAAAUUAAGAAAAGAAAGUGCAUGUUGUAUGAUUCUUAUGUGGAAAUACAGUAGAACCUCUGUAAGUCGAACUUGAAGGGAGACGCCAAAAAAUUCGAGUUAUAGAGUUUUCGACUUAUGGAGGACUAGCUGUGCCCGUGACUUUGUCCGCGUGGAAUAGUGUCUUUGGGUAGCAUUUUUAAAUUAUUUAGGCUAAUUAUUUUACAAAUAAGACACAUACGUAUAAAUACUUUAAUCAGCUAUUUGCAAUGUUUCACUGCAAAGAGCUUAUUAAAUUAUUUAAGUAUCUAAGUACAUAAGGUAUAAAGUAUUAAUAUGAGUUUAUUUAAGUACAUUUUUAUAAACUACAUUUUUUGUUUUCCUAUCUUUAGCCAAAACAUAAAGAUUUUGCGGAUUUGAUACACGUGAGCAUGCCACAUUUCACGUAGAACAUUAAUUAAAUAAACAAAAAAAUCGUGUAAGCAAAUCAAAUUGUAAUCAAUUUGCAGUCAACAAUAAUGAAUUUCCAGUGGAAAAAAUCAGUAUUCGCAUGCGUGUGGCACAUUAGUCUGCCCUCACGUGUCUGCCCGUUCGGGUAAUCACACUUAGGCAUAUUUCCCCACCUACACCGUGCCGUACCGCGCUGCGCACCCCCCCCCCCCCCCCCCCCACCCACGCAACUGCACAGCGCUCAUUGUGUACUGCGUGGUGCUUGGCAAGUUUCUUACUUGCGUUAACUUCAAUUUCACAUUUUGUAAUGACUCCGUAAAUGUUACAUCAGAAUAGCUCUAAUAUUUUGUCUCUGUCGCAAACUUAUAAAACAUUCCCGUAAACCUUACAUAUUUCCAUACAAAAUUUCAUCCCCUAUUCCCUAUUGUUAUUUUACACCCUUGAGGGUAAAACUUUUACAAACUUUGAAUGUCGUAUUUAUUUAUAUCGAAUCAACAGCCUAAAAAAUAAGUUUCAAGCUUCUAGCUCUAAAAAUGACUAUACUUCCAUACAACUUUUAAUCGCUCCUUUCAACCCCUUACAACCCUUUUUUCACAUUAAAAAGUAGCCUAUGUCCUUUCUCAGGCUCUAGACUAUCUGUUUACCAGAUUUCAUUUAAAUCGGUUCAGUAGUUUUGGCGUGAAAGUUUGACAGACACAGACAGACAGAGUUACUUUCGCAUUUAUAAUAUUAGUAAGGAUUUCGACUUAAGCGGAUUUUGAUUCGUCAUAAAGAGGUUGAGAUUCAUUCUUAUACAUUUUGAGUUAGAGAGGUAAAAUAAAUAAAAAUUCAAGUUUCAGAGGUGACAAACAUAUUUUUAUUUAUUAUAAAUCAACAUUAUUUCAAAACAUUCUUAAAAUAAAAAAAAUGGCAUUAAAAAAGUCAGUAAUUUUUUUUUUUUUUUUGCUUUAGAUUCGGUUGUUUUCCAUCUAUAGCAUUGUCUAAGGUAUAAAGAGCAGAAAAUUCUUGUUCUUCAGAGUUGCUGGUUUGCUCUAUAAAAUUUCGUAAAGUAUUCAAUGUGGUUCUUUCCUCUUUGAUGGAAACCCAUGGAGCACAUGUAGUAUUAUUCGAGUCUUCUAUGUCAUCUAAAUCAUUAGUAUCAGUUUUCUGAGCUACUGAAUCGAAAAUUUUGUCAUCUGAUAAUGUCCCAGCAGUCAUAACUCCAUCAUCACACUUAACAAAUUCCUCAAAGGAUAUUCCUGAUUCAGACACCACUAUAUUCCAUUCUGCAGGAGGUGAAAUAGAAAAAUCUUCGGUUUCAGCUUCUUCUGUUGACGACGAUGAAAAACCACAAUGUACAGAACAGUUUUUUAUAGUAGUCGCAGUUACAUUUCGCCAAGCUUUUUCAACCAUUCUCAUGGCUUGCAAUACAUCUAUAGUAGAAUUCUUUUUUUCUUCCAUAUCAUCCAACAUGUUCCUGACAACUUCUUUCCGAUAUAAUGACUUAAAGUUUUUAAUGAUACCUUGAUACAUAGGCUGUAAUUUUGAUGUGGUAUUGGCGGGGAGAUAUUGGACUUUAACAGCUUUCAUUUGUGGAAUAUCAUUAUGUGCUGUUCAAUUAUCAAGGAAUAACAAGAUUUUUCUUUUUUCUUUGGCCAUUUUCUUGUUGACAGAUUACUCAUUGGCAGGCCAAAUUGUUCAGCAGCAUCUUUCUUAUUUUGACAGUUCUUCACAGCUUCGAGCACUUCCAAUUUUUCAGCGAGACUCAAACGUUUUCAGUUUACGUUUCACAGCACUCGUGUUUUAACAAUUUUAUUCAUAAACGGUUGUACAAAUUGAUGUGUAGCAGUCACAACAGUCGACAACAAAUGACUUGAUUCGCUAAAGUUCAAAUGAAAUUAAAAAUAAUUAAAUUAAACACCUGUCACCAAGCAAGCAAACACGCGAGUCAUAAAUUCGUGGUAAUCCGAUUUAUUGUAUACUCCUAAAUUGAUUUCUAAGAAACAAUGGUGUGCUUACAUUGUCGACAAAUUCUUAAAGUUGGUAACUUAUUUUUCUUCGAACUAUAGAGGUAAUAAGAUUCAAAUAAUCGAGUUGUAAAGGUUGUAAAAUAAAACAUUGCUAUGUUCGAGAUACAGAGGUCCAAUUUAAUUUUUCGAGUUAUGGAGGGAAAAUCUGUACCAAAAUGGCUUGGAGGGACUCACUGAUUAUUUCGUCUAAUAGAGGGUUGAGAUUUUGAGCAACGGAGGUUAUGGGGCUUGAAUGGAAGGAAACACAACAUUUUUUCGAGUUUGGGAGGUUUUCGACUUAUCGAGGUUCGAAUUAAAGAGGUUCUACUGUAUUUAUAAUUUUGUUAGGAAAAUAUAAUUCAUUGACAAUAAUUUCCAGUUUUUCAUAAAAUUGGCUGUUACCAAUACUUAAGUUCAGCUGAGAUUGAUAACUCUGACCAUUGAAAAUACAGCCACCAUUGUUUUUGUUUGCUACCUGUAGGUGGCUUCUUUUUUUUAACUGAUGGCCAUGGAUAUGUACAGAAUUUUAAUCAAAAUUAAAAAAAAAAAAUUGUGAAAAAAAAAAAUUGUUUGGUGGCUGAAAAAUAUUACUUAAAAAUUCAACAUUUGGUUCCACUAUUUACUAAUACCUAGACUUAGUUUUUCUUUGUAAUAGCUUUUAUCAUGUUUUGAAUAAUGGAAUGUCUUUUUGUGCCAUUAUUUACCAGGCAUAUUGUCAUUGCUAUAAGUCAUAUACAAAAAAGAAAGUCUUUUCUAAUAGCAUUAUUAUUUCAGCAAACAGUAUUAAGAAGCAGGUGUAUUUUUAAAUAGUAGUGUUUAAAGAGUCUGACUUUCUUUAUAGUUCUACAAUAUACAACGUACUAUUUGUCACAUAGGUUAAAACUAUUCCAGUGUAAUGCUUUACAGAUCAAGCCAUUUGGAAUUAUAAUUUUUUUAUUUUGAAUUAUGUUGAAAUUAAUUAUAUGCCAUUGAAAAAGAAAAUUAAAAUAAGUUGCUUUAAAGUACAUACAUAGUUACUUUUGUUACUAAAAUGAGCUAACAACAUAUUAUUUGUUACUUUUGUGAAGUUUUGUGUUUUUUGCCAGGGAUACAAAGAUUGUGAAUGUAAUGGAUUUCAUAUGCUACUACUGUAGUUAAUUGUUUUGUGAAUAGAACCUUUUACACCAUAGUAUUUUUAUGUUCCUUGAACUUGAUCAAUAAGAACUUUCAAUAAAUUAUGUGAUACAUA
Messenger RNA from Bacillus rossius redtenbacheri, 10168 nucleotides. RefSeq names its product zeta-crystallin-like. The coding region runs from base 22 to 864 and encodes 280 amino acids. Lineage: Eukaryota; Metazoa; Arthropoda; Insecta; Phasmatodea; Bacillidae. Gene Ontology annotation, molecular function: mRNA 3'-UTR binding; quinone reductase (NADPH) activity; NADPH binding. The record is from RefSeq and is a predicted model, not a curated record. Gene Ontology annotation, cellular component: cytosol. The transcript has 8 exons.